AUGCAAUCCAUUGUAACCUUCAUGUUCCAUAUAAACCAUCAAAUAUUCCAGUAUAUUGGUGUUCUAAUCUAAAACAAAUGUUACUCGCAUCAAUAUUAAGCGAAUUGUGGAUGUAUAUAUUAUUAAAACUAAGAAGAAUUGGUGCACACGUCUUUACUGAUUUGCAGAUACAUGUUGCUAUGUGCUUGGUCGUUGAUAGUGAUACUGU
This is a messenger RNA of Racocetra persica, 208 nucleotides long. Lineage: Eukaryota; Fungi; Glomeromycota; Glomeromycetes; Diversisporales; Gigasporaceae. The record is from the annotation of a GenBank genome assembly.